GAGCUGCCUUUUCGAGGACUUUUCUCUUUUAAGGACGCAAACACCUACUACACACGGCCCACCAUGGAAUUCAGAGCUCUGUUUGCCAAGAUGAAAACUGAAAGCGAAGGCUCCAGACAUCUGCACGGAGACUUAUCUUUGGUUAGAAAACUCACCAGCGAGGAAAAGCUAGCUCAGCAGGAUUACGAGCUGCAAACUUCAACAGUCUCCAAAUUGCGCUGUGUGCACUUCCGAAACUACGAAAUAGACACGUGGUUCAAGUCGCCGUAUCCGCAACAGUACUCGUCCAACUACGUGUUGCAUCUGUGCGAAUACUGCCUCAAGUACUUUUCGUCCUCCUUUACGCUGCGACGACACGAAAAAAAAUGUCCCUACUCGCAUCGGCCGCCGGGAACAGAAAUCUACCGGGAAUCCCGCUUAGCUAUGUUCGAAAUCGACGGCCGCAAGAACGUGGUGUAUUGCCAGAAUUUGUGUUUGUUUGCCAAACUCUUCCUUAACUCGAAGACGCUCUAUUACGACGUUGAGCCGUUUAUGUUCUACCUUUUGUGCGAAAUUGACGAAGAUGGGUAUCACUUUGUCGGCUAUUUCUCUAAAGAAAAGCUGAACGGAACCAACUACAAUCUGAGCUGCAUUCUAACCCUGCCCAUCUAUCAGAGAAAAGGUUACGGAAAUUUUCUAAUAGAUUUUAGUUAUCUUCUAUCUCGCAGAGAGUUCAGGCUUGGCACCCCGGAAAAACCACUUAGCGAUCUGGGACUGUUUAGCUACCGGAACUACUGGAAGAUAUCUGUUGCGAAAGCUCUCAAGAUGCUUGUGGAAGCGGACAAGGCACACCAAAUCUCGGUGGACGAUAUUUGCAACCUCACAGGUAUGAUUCACAACGACGUCAUAGUUGGGCUCGAGCAACUCAAGGCCCUUGUUAGAGAUCCGGAAACAAAAAAAUACGGUAUUUGGAUAGACAUGGAACUCGUCAACAGGGUUCUCGCCGAGUGGAAUGAAAAGAAUUACGUCCAGGUCAAACAGGAGCGCUUACUUUGGAAACCCGUGAUUUUAGGGCCUUCCGGAGGAAUCAACACUACGUCCACUAUGGUCCUUACUACUGACCGCGAAAACGACGAAAAAACGUCUAUGUCAAACAUCUCGCUAAUCAUCAAUUUCCUGCGCGACGACCUCGAAGAC
Ogataea polymorpha is the source of this 1176-nucleotide messenger RNA. RefSeq lists its product as uncharacterized. The transcript has a single exon. NCBI's taxonomy places the organism in Eukaryota, Fungi, Ascomycota, Pichiomycetes, Pichiales, Pichiaceae. Gene Ontology annotation, biological process: regulation of DNA-templated transcription. The record is from RefSeq and is a predicted model, not a curated record. The annotation marks the transcript as partial. Gene Ontology annotation, molecular function: histone acetyltransferase activity.